UUGUCAGGAAGAAAGAGCUGCUGUGUUGAGGCCGAAAACUCAGACACACAAGCAGGACCUGGGUGAUACCGGACUUACCCCCGUGGAAGGGAUAUAUCUCUGCUCCACCGGACAGUAGGAAGUGGUUUUAACUGACCGGCGGAGCUCCGACCGAGUCCCCGGGCUUCAGCUACGGAGGCCGCCGCGGGUCCGCUGCUCCCCGCCGCCUGUGUGUCGCUGCCUGCUGCUCACAGUCAUCCAGACCCUGGUAAUGAUAUUGAAAGGAGACACAACAGACACCACAAAACCUGUGUGAGAUUUGAGUGUGAGGAAGGCGAAGGGCUCAGCUGUUGCUGCCGGUAGCCAUGGCUAACAGCUGAGGCUGCUGCCCGGUAAACAUCCCGCUACAGACCCAACUACAAGAACAACUCAGCGGCGGAACAUUGUCUUAUUUUGCGCAAGAACUGUCACCUGCACUCUCGUUUUGAAGAAGCGAUGUAUUCCUGGGGAUUUAUUUGAUUAAGGACAUCUAAAAGUAUCUGCAUCAGUGCCAUGAAUCAGCCUGGACAACAGCUGCUCCCCACAUAGAGGUCACUUCACCUCUCUUUCCAUUUGCUUUGGUCUAGAGGAUGCUGGGAAUGUGUCGUGGGCGCAGGAAGUUCCUGGCGGCUUCUCUUGCCUUGUUCUUCAUCCCAGCACUCACCUGGCUUUACCUGUCAGUCGGGAGCUUUCAAGUGAAGCCCCUCCCUUUGUCUCCAUUGGAAGCCCAAUCAUCGACGACGGUGGGCGGAGCCGUUGAUCGGCAUGCCUUAGAGCUGCGUGUCCGUGCCGUGGAGGAGGAGAAUCGGGCGCUGCGCCGGGAGCUCAGCCGCCCCCCCAGGAGCCCGUCUGCACGCCUCCAGAACGCUGGUCACCGUGGCAACCAGAGCAGAACCCAUUCAGAGGAGGGCACCGGCGAAAAUGAGGGGCAGAAAGCUGGUACAGCGGGAAACAACUCCGACUGUGUGCAGCAGCCAGUGGUGGAUAAGUGCGAGACGAUACAUGUGGCCAUCGUGUGUGCAGGUUACAACGCCAGUCGAGAUGUGGUGACGUUGGUUAAAUCCGUCCUUUUCCACAGGCGGAACCCACUACAUUUCCAUUUCAUCACAGACUCCAUAGCUCAGCAGAUCCUGUCCUCUCUGUUCCACACCUGGAUGGUCCCUGCCGUUAGCGUCGACUUCUACGAUGCAGAUGAGCUAAAGUCUGAGGUGUCGUGGAUCCCCAACAAGCAUUACUCUGGGAUCUACGGCCUGAUGAAGCUGGUGCUCACUAAGACGCUGCCGUCCGACCUGCAGAGGGUCAUCGUCCUGGAUACGGACAUCACAUUCGCAACCGACAUUGCCGAGCUCUGGGCCGUCUUUCACAAGUUCAAAGGUCAGCAGGUUCUGGGUCUGGUGGAGAACCAGAGUGACUGGUACCUGGGGAACCUCUGGAAGAACCACCGGCCGUGGCCAGCUCUGGGCCGGGGCUUCAACACUGGGGUGAUUUUGCUUCUGCUGGAUCGUCUGAGGAAGCUGAGAUGGGAGCAGAUGUGGAGGCUGACUGCAGAGAGGGAACUAAUGAGCAUGCUGUCCACCUCCCUGGCAGACCAGGACAUCUUCAACGCUGUGAUCAAACAGAACCCGUUCCUGGUGCACCAGCUGCCCUGCUUCUGGAACGUCCAGCUGUCCGACCACACCCGCUCCGAGAAGUGCUACAAAGACGUGUCGGACCUCAAGGUGAUCCAUUGGAAUUCCCCCAAAAAGCUGCGAGUAAAGAACAAGCACGUGGAGUUUUUCCGGAAUCUCUACCUCACCUUUCUGGAGUACGAUGGCAACCUGCUGCGGCGGGAGCUAUUUGGCUGUCCCAGUGAAACAGACCACAACAGCGAGAACCUUCAGAAGACUCUGUCAGAGCUGGACGAAGAUGACCCUUGCUACGAGUUUCGUCGAGAGCGAUUCACCGUCCACCGAACGCACCUCUACUUCCUCCACUACGAGCACGAGCCCAGCCCCGACAACACCGACGUCACUCUGGUCGCCCAGCUCUCGAUGGACAGGUACUUUUGGUUGCAGAUGCUGGAGGCCAUCUGUAAGCACUGGGAGGGGCCCAUCAGCCUGGCCCUCUACCUGUCGGACGCUGAGGCCCAGCAGUUCCUGCGCUACGCUCAGGGCUCCGAGGUGCUGAUGAGCCGCGGGAAUGUGGGGUACCACAUCGUCUACAAGGAGGGACAGUUCUAUCCGGUCAACCUGCUGCGUAACGUGGCCAUGCGGCAUGUCAACACGCCUUACAUGUUCCUGUCAGAUAUCGACUUCCUGCCCAUGUACGGCCUGUACGAGUACCUCAGGAAGUCAGUAGUGCAGCUUGACAUGGCCAACGCCAAGAAAGCUCUGGUGGUUCCCGCCUUUGAGACGCUGCGAUAUCGUCUGUCUUACCCAAAGUCCAAGGCUGAGCUGCUCUCUCAGCUGGACAUGGGCACUCUCUUCACCUUCAGGUACCAUGUGUGGACUAAAGGCCACGCACCAACCAACUUUGCCAAAUGGCGGACAGCCACCACGCCCUACAGAGUGCAGUGGGAGUCGGACUUUGAGCCGUACGUCAUGGUGAGGAGGGACAGCCCGGAGUACGACCGCCGCUUCGUCGGCUUCGGCUGGAACAAGGUGGCUCACAUCAUGGAGCUGGACGCACAGGAGUAUGAGUUUGUGGUUCUGCCCAACGCCUACAUGAUCCACAUGCCUCACGCGCCCAGCUUCGACAUCACCAAGUUCCGCUCCAACAAGCAGUACCGGGUCUGCCUGAAGACCCUGAAGGAGGAGUUCCAGCAGAACAUGUCACGGCGCUACGGCUUCGCUGCCCUCAAAUACAUGACGGCUGAGAACAACAGCUAGCCACCACUGCAGACCCUCACCCCCCCGGGCCUGAACUAUUGACACAUGGGCUGGGGGGGGGUGGGUUACUUUGAGACUUCCCUCAGACUUUGUUCGAAUGUUUGACCCUCAGUGUGGGACUGCAUGGGUCUUUAUGUUCUCUCUUUGUCCUGUGGAUGGAAGGAGGGGAUUCACUUCUGCCAGGAUGGAGAUGACGGGGGUCCGACUGUGUGAGCCAUGGCCCUUAAAUCUGACAGACAGGAACAUUCGAUGCCUUGUCAUAUUUGUAAGGCCAGUGACAGAGUUGUUGGCUGUGUGUAACAUUAUGUAAGCGUGUGUGCAAAUGUGAGUGUGUGUACCAUGCAGGUAGAUGUUUCUGCAGGAGAGUGCUUAGCGAAAAGCUUAAGGAGAGAUGAUGAAGUGAAGCAUUGUGGGCUUACAAUCUGUGCGCACGCCUUUCAAGUGCCAACAAAAAGCAGCAGCUGUCUGACUGACAGCAAACCCCCGACUCAAAUGCAAAUCGUCACCAGGCGGCGAGAUAAGACAAAGCGUUUCCGUGUCCACAUAGAUUUUGAAAAUCUCAUUGUGACGAGUGACACACACUCCGAUAUCGAGGCGAGCAGCCAGCCGCUGCUUAAUUUGUUUCCUAGCUGAUGCAUAUCAGAAUAAAUCCUUCUCCUCGUAUGACAACGGAAGUUAAGUGCAGAGCUGGAGGUUGAUAUUCAGGGUGUCUCCACAUCAGCGAGUUGCUACAGAAUGUUUCCCCGUGUUCAUUUACGAUACACAAUCUGACAGCAGCCGGUCGGCGUGGGUUUCUUUUUUAUUUGUGGAUUUUAAAUGGAUGUCGGUGCGGUCUGCACAAACACCUGCUGGAAGGCCUGUCCGUUUGUGACUCCCCAACACACACAGUAUUCAUUUUUUACUUUUCUUUCCAACCAUCAGUGUUAUUUAUCAGUGUGUUUACAGUCCUGACGGGUGGAGCAGGAGGCGUUAUUGUCUCCUGAUCUGAAAGGAAAUUUGAAAACUGAAAAAAAGCUAUUUUUCUCUCACUCUUUCUUUCUCACUCUGGCCUCUAGUUUGACGACAUUAUCGUGGCGCCCAGUAACGCUGCAGUGGUGUGUGUUGUCACACACCAUCAGGCUAGGUGUGGUGAUCCUGAUUUGUUGUGGAUAUUCUGUUCAGCUGUUACAACCAAGAAAAUCAUAUCUCUCCCAGAUAAUGAAGACAGACAUUCACUGUAGCAUUAUACUCAUUAUAUAUGAUAAACAUAUCAUAACACUGGUCUUGGGUACAUGCAUUAAGACGCAUGUUACUAUAUGAUAAGGUCAAUUGAAACUAAAGUUUGAAUAGACUACAGAUAAUCGAGAAAUAUGACCUCAAAGAAUGUAAACUAGGUUAAUAUCAGUGAUAUUAAAUAUAAUGAUAUGGAGGUUAAAAAGGGAUUGAAAAUCACAAAACGGUUGCAAUAUGUCCCGGUUUUCCAAGAUACAUUUAAAUCAGAACUGUUUACUCCAAUCCACAGGGUGGUGCUAAUCAGACCCGGCGCCAGAACAAAUGUACAGAGAGGGCAUAUGAUUUUCAUGGGAGGGCACACAAAACCGCCAUGUGCCGCGGCCAGUGUCGACGCCAGAGAUUUUCUUUUGGGGGUGCUGUGGGGUAGCUUGACGUUUCAUAGAGGGUGCUCAAACAUGUAGGGUUUCCCAUUAAUGUAGCUAUGGGCUACAGUGGAAUGUUCUACUGCAACACUCCCCACACGCACACACACAGAGCACACCUGCAACUGUUACAAUGAAGGCUCGAUAAUCAGCUCACGGCAUAUAGGUGUAAGCUGGAGUAAAGUGCUACUUUCUUUUAAGUGGGGGGCGGACCUAACCUCCUCUAGGGGGGUCCGGGGGCAUGCUCUCCCGGGAAGAUUUGUUUUUUAUAUUGAAGUUAAAAGCAUCAAUCUGGUGCACUUUGAGAGCAAAAUGGAUACAUCUCUCAACACCCAUAUGAAACAGAACUGUAAACAGAUUUACUUUUUCUUUAUGAAUAUUUUACAAAUCACUCCCCUUUUAAAUUGUAUUCUUGUUUUACUGUCAUAGAAUUUCAUACCUGUUUUUCAUUUAUUACUCUUAUAUUACUAUCUGACAUCACAUACAUCGUAGCAUUAAAGUUCACAAUUUAUUUAUAAUUAGAUACAUUUUAAUUAUUUUUAUAAAUAAUAAAAAACGUGUUUAUUGGGGGAGGGCAGGAAUGUCAUGUCCCUCCCACGGCGCUGGGUCUGGUGCUAAUACACAUGAAGCUCUAUUGAAACACCAGAAGAAGAAGAGAAACGUCUGAAGUUUAGUUACACCAAACAUAUUAGUCAUUAUUAAACACUAACUCCUUAAUGAAUUGCAUUUAUGGACAACGAUCAAGAGUUACGUUGUAUACCCUGUACGGGCUCUCUCACACUUUACCACACAGAUCAUUAUUUAGUUAAACUGAUCAGGGAUCAGAUAACCACUGCAACAGGUCACUGUCUAUAACCAUGUGUGUAGACAUCGCUGGAGCUGGUUCCUUCCUUUCACUUUCAUGUGAUUGGAGGAAAACUGAUCAUUUAAAUGUGACCUCAGCUGCCAUUCUCACUGAGAGUAAAUAAAUAAGUAAUGAACGUAGACGGACAGUAGAGUAUUUACUAUUUACACCUUUUCAAAAAAGGACUAUAUGCGUCUCAAAAAGGUAUUCACUUCAGUCACGCAUCUCCUGCCACCAUCUCAGGCUCGAUACAUAAAUUCAAUAAAAGAAGAAAAUCACACAGAUGAUGUAAUACAAAGGAACUAUGAGGAUUACCCUGUGGAUUUUAACGAUUGUUUUGUCAAAGUGCUAUUUCCAAGGUCUAGAAUAAGCUCUUAUUCUCAGCAGGAGCUUGCAUGUCGACAACAUAAUGUGUGUUGUGAUGGAAAAAGUGGACUUUGAGUUGGAAUUUUAUUUUCUAUUUUACUACAGGUUAAGGCAAUUGGUUGUUUAUUCCAGCUGCUGGGAAAUUGUAGUACGUUUAAUACAAUACUUGAGAAACACACAUAUUUGUCGGAGACAUUUCCUUAUUUUUAAGAUUGUACCAUCGUUAAACUAGAGGCCUGUUUUUCUCUCCGUCUGUCUCUGUGCAGUCCUCUGUGUGUGUGUGUGUGUGUGUGUGUGUGUGUGUGUGUGUGUGUGUGUGUGUGUGUGUGUGUGUGUGUGUGUGUGUGUGUGUGUGUGUGUGUGUGUGUGGUGUGUGUGUGUGUGUGGCUUUGCAGGGCUGGGAGGAACUGCAUUGUUUAAAGUAGGACAGUGCUGACUGAUGCUGCUCCCUGAAUAAAAAGUAAAGAGUCAAACGUU
Gymnodraco acuticeps is the source of this 6206-nucleotide messenger RNA. RefSeq names its product LARGE xylosyl- and glucuronyltransferase 1 (gene large1). NCBI's taxonomy places the organism in Eukaryota, Metazoa, Chordata, Actinopteri, Perciformes, Bathydraconidae. The transcript has 15 exons. Gene Ontology annotation, biological process: protein O-linked glycosylation via mannose. The coding region runs from base 609 to 2885 and encodes 758 amino acids. Gene Ontology annotation, molecular function: xylosyltransferase activity; glucuronosyltransferase activity. The record is from RefSeq and is a predicted model, not a curated record.